AUGUGUGUUUCAUUAUAUAUUUUCCUUGGCUCAUUAUCUGUUGUCACAGUAUGUGGAAACCUUCUUGUAAUAAUCUCCAUAAUCUAUUUCAAACAGCUCCACACUCCUACUAACUACCUUAUUCUCUCUCUGGCUGUGGCUGACCUGCUUGUUGGUGUUGUAGUUUUUCCUGUCAGCAUGGCAUUCACUGUAACCUCGUUAUUUUUUUCUAAAGGUAUAUUUAACAAAAUACGAGACGGCUUUGAUAUAACGCUGAGCACAGCUUCCAUUUUGAAUUUAUGUUGUAUUUCCAUUGACAGAUAUUAUGCUGUUUGUCAGCCUCUGAUCUACAGAACUAAGAUAAAUGUUAACGUUGUCAUGGUCAUGAUCCUGCUCAUCUGGGGUGUUUCUCUUCUAGUUACAAUUGGCUUUAUGAUUCCAAAUUUAAAACAUGAAAAAUGUGAAGUAAAUUGUUUUAAUGAUGUCCUACUUGCAAACAUUUUUGGACCCAUCUUCUCAUUUUAUCUACCAGUGAUUGUAAUGCUCUGUAUCUACCUAAAGAUUUUCCUUGUUGCACAGGAACAGGUACGCAGCAUCCAGAAUAACACCUGUCAGAGCAAAAAGUCUGGAGCAACUGUCAGUAAGAUGGAGAGAAAGGCCACUAAAACUCUUGCAACCGUUUUGGGAGUUUUCCUGAUGUGUUGGACUCCUUUCUUUCUCUGUUUUACUUUUCAGCUUUUGCCCCAUGUGUCAGUGCCACUUCCUUAUUUUUAUUCUGGGGUUCGAGAGUGGGUAGGCAGCGAUGAAUCCAGAGAGCAGGCAGAGGGACCAGACCGGGGUAACCUCCAGAUUGCAAUGGAGGGGUAG
This is a messenger RNA of Perca fluviatilis (European perch), 846 nucleotides long. Its product is annotated as trace amine-associated receptor 1-like. The transcript has 2 exons. Gene Ontology annotation, molecular function: G protein-coupled serotonin receptor activity; neurotransmitter receptor activity. The record is from RefSeq and is a predicted model, not a curated record. Lineage: Eukaryota; Metazoa; Chordata; Actinopteri; Perciformes; Percidae. Gene Ontology annotation, biological process: G protein-coupled receptor signaling pathway, coupled to cyclic nucleotide second messenger; chemical synaptic transmission. The coding region runs from base 1 to 846 and encodes 281 amino acids. Gene Ontology annotation, cellular component: membrane; dendrite.